This is a messenger RNA of Medicago truncatula (barrel medic), 682 nucleotides long. Its product is annotated as probable calcium-binding protein CML29. Lineage: Eukaryota; Viridiplantae; Streptophyta; Magnoliopsida; Fabales; Fabaceae. The transcript has a single exon. The record is from RefSeq and is a predicted model, not a curated record. Gene Ontology annotation, molecular function: calcium ion binding. The coding region runs from base 43 to 525 and encodes 160 amino acids. Gene Ontology annotation, cellular component: trans-Golgi network membrane.
GACAAUUGUAGCGUACCACAUUAAUAUUCCAAGUUUCAAUUCAUGCAAAUGGCUCAAGUGAGUUCUCAUCUCUCUGUUGAAAUGGAGACACUCAAUCAAGUUCUAUCACUAAUAGAAGCAUUCAAAGCUUUCGACGGAGACAACGACGGGUCCAUUAACGAGGCAGAGCUAGGAGGAAUCAUGGGGUCACUAGGGUACAAAGCUAGUGAACAAGAAGUGAGAGCAAUGAUGCAACAAGGUGACAAGAACAAAGAUGGGUUAUUAUGUAUAAGUGAGUUCUUAGAGAUGAACACAAAGGGUUUGGAGACUGGGAAUCUUGCAAAUGUUCUAAGUGCAGCAUUUGAAGCUUUGGAUGAAGAUGGGAAUGAGAUUUUGACUGGGGAAGAGCUACAUGAGGCGAUGGGAAAUUUUGGUCUUGCUUUGUCUUUAGAGAAAUGUGAGAAUGUUGUUGCUUCUCUUGAUAUGGAUGGUGAUGGAGCUGUGAGCUUGGAUGAUUUUCGACUCAUAGUGGAAUCCCUAAUUUAAGAUACAUUUACAUCCAUAGUCUAUGGGUAUGAUCGAUCAAUAAAUGAUAUUUGUAUUUUAUUAUAAGUCAUUUUGACAUUUAUAUACAUAUUAAGAAAUGUAUUUUAUUUAGUAUUGAAAAGAGAAAUUACAAGUGAUCUUACAAAAUUAUCCUUCA